UACGAGCGGACACCGUGUCGUCAUGUGUCCCUCGCCAACUUUCUCGAGUAGUGAUGUGAUACGGUACCGUUAUAUAUAAAAAAAUAAUGUUUAAAUGCGCUUCUCGCUUGAAAGUUGUAGUGACUAAAUAAAUAAAAAUAAACUUUUGUUGAAAUAAGAUGAACAUUAUAGAUUAGAAAAUAAAUAAUUCCAAAAUGAAAUGGUUUAUAGUGGUAGUGAUUGUGACUGUGUCGAAAACAAUUUUGGCUGGAAUUGCUCCUCCUGGAUCAUGUCCUGCAGUGUGUGCGUGCAAAUGGAAAGGCGGAAAACAGACCGUAGAGUGUGUGGACCGAGCUCUUAUUACCGUACCAGAACCCGUGGAUCCUGCUACGCAAGUGCUUGACCUUUCAGGAAAUAAUUUACAAAUUCUUCCCCAGGAAGCGUUUGCUAGAACGGGCCUAGUUAACUUGCAGCGUGUAUAUCUUCGUAGUUGCAAUAUUGGCCAAAUAAAUGACAGGGCCUUUAAAGGUCUAACUAAUUUAGUCGAGUUAGACCUCUCGCAUAACUUACUUACUCAGAUACCUUCAAAUAGCUUCAAGGACGCGCCUUUUCUUAGAGAUCUCACGCUAGCAAAUAAUCCUAUAUUGAAAAUACACUCAGAUGCACUCAAUAAUCUCGCUAGCAUUGUUAAAUUUGAUUUGUCAGGAUGUGAUGUAAGAGAUAUAGCUGCUGAUGUCUUUAAAAAUUUGAAAUCAUUAGAAUCAUUGAAGUUAAAUGGCAAUAAUCUUCGAGACCUACCAUUAAGUUCCUUGGAAAAAUUAGAAAAAUUAAGAGUUAUUGAUUUGUCGGAUAACCCGUGGAUUUGUGACUGCCGUCUUCGCGAUCUUAAGAUGUGGUUAUCGAAUCAUAAAUUGUUUUCCUCUCCUACUUGCGCAUUACCUACUCGUCUGGCUAAUAAACCUUUUUCUGAGUUAGCUAUUGAUGAAUUUGCAUGUAAACCAGAAAUUGUACCUAUCAACCGGCAUAUUGAGGCAGCAAUGGGUAAAAAUGCGACUGUUGUUUGCAGGGCAGAAGCCAUGCCAAGUGCGAACAUUAAUUGGUAUUGGAAUGGUAGAUUAUUACAAAAUGGAACAAAUUUUAAUUCUCAUCAAAGAAUUUACACUUUUGAAGUGGGUGACAUUAAGAAAAAAUCCACACUUGUAUUAACUAACACCCAAGAACCAGGUUCAACUGAAUUUUACUGUGUUGCUGAAAAUAAAGGAGGCAGCGCGGAGGCUAACUUUACUUUACAUGUCAAUCAAAUGGCAGUUGGAAUAGAUUCUUUAGGAAGCGCUCAAAUAGCAAGUCUUGGAGCAGCAUUAUUUUUGGUAAUAAUUGUAAUUUCUUUAGGUUUACUGUUAACAUUUGUUCGAUUUCGUUCAACACCAGCCUGUGAAAGUAAAACACCUAAUACGUUAGACAGAGUUGUAUCCGGUAAUGAAGUUCAUCCUACAGUAACAGAUAGACCGCAUGUGGCUGUUUUAACUAAUAGACAAGAGUCACAAAACUACGACGAUACAAAAUGUAACCCUGUUUUAAAACCACCGAGGUCUAAUGAUAUACCUUACACUACAAAUCAUUACGAGGGCCGUGGAAGUCUAAUUACUGCUGGUGGACCUGUUGUAGUUUCUCCUACUGUAUCAGGAGGAAUAGACCCUGACCUAAUUAAUGAUACGAGGCCAGAUAGCGCUAACCGUCCAGGCAGUGGAGAAUACGCUCGUGAGGCCUCCGAUUCCUUAUAUCCGUCGGGCCUUUGGGAUCAAAUUAAAAUGAAUCAAGCUAAUAAUUUAGCUCGCGCAAUAAGUACAGCAAUUCCAGCCUAUUAUAAUGAUCGAACACCUAUAAUAGAAAAUAGUAGUGUAAAUGGAUCUCACGAAGAACUGGGAUAUAUGAGUCGCACGUUUCCUCGAUCACACGCAAUGGCUGUAGCCAAUGCCGGUUCAGUGGACGGCCAAUAUCCGGCCGAUUACGGAUUGCCAGUGGGCGGAGCACGUACGUUGAGAGUGUGGCAGCGUGCUCCGCCAGUCCUUCCACCUGUGUCAGCACUUAAACGAGUUCUAACCAUCACAAGGCCCUCUGAGGAAGGUUUUCAGGAUGGCUGUGCUACUGAUGUUUAAAAUAAUUAAAGUUACUAAGUCCAAAUGUUUAUAUUGUAAAUAUAUUAUUACUUAUAUACCGUACAUGUAACAGGUCAUGUAAUAGAUUUUGUAUUAUAUAAUUUAUUUAGUAUUAAUUAGUGGAAAGUUACAAAGGAUCCACGUGUGAUGGAUCCACGACUGAUUAGUUGGAAGAAGUAAUAAUAAGUUAUUACGUGAUAUGGAAAGGUAUUACAUAAGAUCGCCAAAUGAUUAAUAUUAAACUGAAUGUAAUAUAUCAUGAAUGUUGAAAUCCAAAAUAGAUGUUACUUUAUUAAUAAAUACGUUGUAAGUAUUAUGAAAAAUGGCCCUAAAUAUCCAAAGAAAAUUUCCCUAAUAGAAAUACAAUAAUGUAUUCUACUAUGUAUUAUUGUAAUGCACAGAAUGUUAUUUGAUAUAAGAUAAUGUAUGUGAAUGUUUUAUGUUGAAAAAUUAGACGUAACAAUGGAAGUGUAAUAAACA
Nymphalis io (European peacock) is the source of this 2615-nucleotide messenger RNA. RefSeq names its product leucine-rich repeat-containing protein 24 (gene Noki). Gene Ontology annotation, molecular function: protein binding. The transcript has a single exon. The record is from RefSeq and is a predicted model, not a curated record. Bases 195 to 2135 code for a protein of 646 amino acids. NCBI's taxonomy places the organism in Eukaryota, Metazoa, Arthropoda, Insecta, Lepidoptera, Nymphalidae.